AGAGCAUGCCCAAAUAUGGUGAUGGCUACAAAAACAAUACCUUGAUGCUUCUUGGAGGGGACACCUGAGACACGAUGAUUUUUUACUUUGGCAUUUCUGGUUAUGCGUGAGCCGUGACCUUGGGCCAGACGAGGUUGCGCUCCUCGCAGGUUAGGUUACAUCCGAAUUGCAUCUAACCGCCACAAUGGAACGGAUUAACUAUGACCCUUGACAGAAAUGGCCCAAGCCAGCCCCGAUAAGCGCACAUCUCGCUGUCCGGUGACCAAUCAGAGUGUGCGAUUUUGCUGUAUCGGGAACAGGCUCCCGCUCUAAAAGGCUGGCCGAAUCCCCCAACUGGGUCUCAGCAUUCGAACGCUCUGGCUCUUGCAGCUUGGUCCUGAUCGGUGCCCAGGAUCUCUCUCCCUCUGCGACCCUCCAACGCCUCACCGUCUGCACCUCUGUCUGCAACACUUCGGCUCCCCUGAGAGUUUCCGGUUCCCACUCCUUUUCAGGUGUCCCUCUCUGCCUCUGCCUCUGCGUCUGCGUCUGCCCUCUGCCCUCUUGCCCUUCUGUCAUGAAUUCUGUGAACAAAUCACUCAUUCUUCCUACUUUUUAAUAUUAUACUUGUAACGAAUUGCUGGCGGCACUGGGAACAGGGUCUUGGUCUUGCGACGGCGGAGAGAUUUGACGUGCUGCCGGUACUAAUCAAUUUUCAAUCGGGCAACUCUUUCACGGAAGAGAAGAAACUCGCUCCCACCACUCCCAAACCCCCGUCCUGCAACCAAACCUGGAACUCCACAAUUCACCACCUCUGUCCACGACACGUCGUCGCCGCCGCCGCAGCAGCCAGCAGCAAAAGAGUCGACGUCGCCCGUUGAACGCCCAAACGCCUGCCCAACGUUCUGUCGCUGUAAUUUUUAUUGUCCGCGGCCGCCCAGCAUCUUCUUGGUGCCGCUGAUCCUUUGGUCAUUGCUUUUUUGGGGGCGUCGCACCACUCGCGACAGGUUCCGCCCAUAUCACAUACUCCUACAUAACAUCAUCCUAUUGCUAUCUAGCCCGUCGCAAUCGCCCGCACAACAUCCCCGACCCCGAUAACGACGGGCCUCGACGCCCAGGCGAUCGCACCGUCUAGUCGGCACGCGCGCGCACCACCACCACUACCGCUGUCCGCGUUAGGUUAGGUAACUGCCCGCCACCGGACCUCUUCCUUACCUCGCAUGCGAUAACGCGGAGGGACAAAACGUCGAUAUCCACGUCGUGGGUAAUCGGCUGCUCCGGAGAUGAUGGCCUUUCAGGCGCACCCCGGUGGGAUGCAGCAACAUCCAGGUGCUCCUCCCGGCCACCCCAUGGCUCCUGGCAUGGCCCACAACCCCAGUCAACCGGGCGCCACACAAGCAGGAAUACCGCACAACAUGAUGGGACACAUGGGCGUGUCGGGCCCCGGUCCCCAAAUGAACGCCGCCGCUCUCAUGGGGGGUGGCAUGCCGCCCGGCGCCGGUCAUCCUGGUCCCCACGGCAUGCCGCAUUUGAACCCAGCGCAAGCACAGCUAUACCAGCAACAGCAAAUGUCUGCUGGCAUUUACGCCCACAACCCAGCUUUGCAGCAACUACAACAGCAGCAAAGGCUGGCCGAGCUCCAGCUACAGCAACGGCAACGGGCUGCCAUGAUGCAGCAAGCUGGUCAAUACAACAACCUGGGCCAAGUACCCAUUGGCAUACCGCUGGGACAGAUGAAUCAGAUGAACCCUGCUCAUAUCGCAGCAAUGAGGAGGAUGCCGGUACCUCUCCCCGCACACCUUCAACAAACACAGCUAGCUCAACACCAACAGGCUCAAUCCAUGAACCACGUCAACAUGGCCCAGCAGAUCGCCCUCCAGCAGCAGCACCAACAGCAGCUUAACCAGAUGCAGAACAACCCGAACCAUGGGCAGAUGAACCCACAGGCAAUCAUCUCCCAACAAGCCCAAAUGGCCGCCAUGCAGCAAGCCCAGCAGGCCCAGCAACAGGCAGCCCAGCAGGUCCAGCAACAGGCCGCUCAACAACAGGCGGCCCAGCAAGGUCAACAACAACCUCAGCAGCCACAGCAGCAGCAACCACAGCAGCAGCAACCACCACAGCAACCAGGCCAGCCACAGCGGCAAGCUACUCCAUCACAAGCCGGGCCCAACGGGCAAGCACCGACUCCGGCGCCUACCCAAGGUCCCACGCCACAACCCAAUCCUCAGCAGCAACCCCACGCCCCACCCCAAACACCGCAGACUACACAGGGUCAACCAAUUCAACAAGUCCAACUGGUGGCCCAAGCCCAACACGCUGCCCAGGCCCAGGUUCAAGCGCAAGCCGCCCAGGUUCAAGUUGCCCAGGCUCAGGCGCAAGCAGUCCACAAUCAACAACAGGCCGCUGGCCUGGCCUUGAUGCAGCAGCAGCAGCAGCAGCAGCAGCAAAAGCGCAACGGAAUGGAACUGAAAGGGCAAUGUUUGCUAAAGUUGAUGCAGUUCAGCGAGCAUCUGAGUGGCUUCCCGGGGCCAAAGGGUCAGGAUGAUUUGAGCUACUGGGAAGAUUUUGUCAAAAUGUUCUUCUCGCAGAAGGGUGUCUUCAAGCACACCCUGCUGGAGAGGACGGCCGAGGGUCCGGUGGAAAAGCCGUAUGAGAUCCAGUAUCCCGCUCUUCCCCGCUACUUCCACUCCCACUUCGACAGCGGGGUAAAGACGAUGCAGUUGAUCAUGGCAAAGGGCACAACCGACCGUGCGUUACCAAACGACUGUCACUUCAUUGAGAACACCAAGGCCAGCCUCAUCUACCGGUUUGAUCAAAACUGCCACGUGGUUGCCGACGGCAUUCUGCGGGCCUCAUUUGACAGUGAGCAAAAGUUCGAGCUGUUUGAGUUCAUCACGACAGAUUUCGAGGAAUUUGUGCCCCGAAGCAUGGUUAUUCAAGCCGCUCGGCCGGCCCACAACUGGGUCAAGGAGUGGCAUGCUCUCAACUCACCAGACAACAAGCAAUCUCCGGAAAUGAACAAGAAAAACAAGACGAAGCAACUCAAGACCCCUGCAGGCCCCCCGCCAGAUCUUGAGCUUCCGGACUCGUAUGUCAGUCCAGGAAGAGCAGUGCCGGGGCACGUGUAUCAGUUUCUUGAGAUGUCGGAGAUCAUGGGUCAAAUGACGCCGUUAUUCGACUUCUUCCAUGCCCACCCUGGGAUUGCGCCCUAUGCCGCCAUGGAGCAGUAUGUCAGCCGGAUCAACUCGGGUGCCCAUCAAGGGAUGAAUGGGCAACCAAUGCCCCAGGGCGGGCCAAGGACUCCCAGUUUUGGCCAGUUCCCCAUGGGUGCCAGCCCGGCCAUGGCCAAUAUUGGACUGCCAGGAUCUCCGCACGUGGUGAACAGCCCGGCGCCCGGGCAGCUUGCGGCACCCGUGAUGCAGCACCAGAUGAGCCAGCCAGGAACUAGCUCGAGCGGCCCCAGCGCCAACACAUCACCUGCUCAAGGUAACAAGAGGAGAAGGUCGACAGUGAAGGAAGAAGAUACCCCUCAGUCUGCCCCAACACCGGGCGCCAUGGGCACCCCUCAGAUGAACGGGGUUGGGAUCCCAGGAAAGGGAAAACAACCCCCAACACCGAGGAUGCAAAAGCGGAUGAAGGGCAACCCAGCAUGAGGUUGUCUUUUUUUUCUUCCGUUUUUUCUUUUUGGUUCGUGUCUUGUCGUCAUCAAAAACAGCUUAAUGUGUUUCCUGGGGAAAGGGCGGGCUGGGGUGAGCUUAAAAGCUUUUUGUGUCUAAUUUGUUGUUUUGUCCGCUUCCACUUUUCCUGGGCGGCUGGCGCAACUUGGAUUUGGGGGGUGGGGGUAAGAGGAGGGGUGAAAAGGGAGGGCAUGUGUAUGGGAAUUGUGUACGGAUGGGCUUGCUAUAUUGGCUCUCUCUCUCUCUGACUUUGGCGGUGGUGUCGAGGCGUCUUGACUGCUUUUGGUUUGCUGUUUUUGUUUUUGUGAUAUCUGGUUGUCUUGUUUUUUUUUUUUUUGGAAUUUGGAAUUUUGCUGCUGCUGCUCUUGCUUGUUCCUUUUUUUUAUUGGUAACUAGGAAACUUGGGGCGUUUGUGUUUUAUACACCCCCUUUUUUUGGUUUUUCUUGCACAGGAAGAAUGAAAGUUUGAGCAAAGCAGCGGGAAGUGAUGUCAAAUGAUUAUUGUUUUCGCUUGUUGAAACUGUGGUUUUUUUAUACUGGGUGUCAAUUGAGGGGAGGAAUCGUUAUUUUAGUUUCUUUGGGCAUUGGUGAGGAGGGAGGGGGGGGAGGGUUAGGUUACCUACAUUAGUUGUUGUUGUCGUCGACAUCGUUAUCUUGCAUGUCCCUCUUGACUUGUCCUAUUAAAAAAGGAGAAUAUUUGGUUUGGGCCGAAGUUGAUGCAGUUGGUUUUGAAUAUAAUGUUUGUGAGCUGUGAGGUGUGGCUCUCGGUUUUGAAAGUUUUAUAUUAUAUAACCACGCAGCAGCAUCUUUGUGUUUUGCCCUAAAUUCCCAGUCAAAACAGAGACGGAGGGAGAAACCCAGUUUUUUGUUGACUUCUGACUGUUUGCUUUUGGAUUUUGAAUACGUCACCCUAAAUAAAAAUACCCCCAUACACUAUCAUCCUUUCUUUGUUUUUAUAUUCCAAACCCCAAGGAG
Molecule: messenger RNA, 4628 nt
Organism: Podospora pseudocomata
Lineage: Eukaryota; Fungi; Ascomycota; Sordariomycetes; Sordariales; Podosporaceae
Exons: 5
Coding region: 1260-3629 (789 amino acids)
Biological process (GO): positive regulation of transcription by RNA polymerase II; negative regulation of transcription by RNA polymerase II
Cellular component (GO): transcription regulator complex; nucleus
Source: RefSeq, a predicted model, not a curated record